Messenger RNA from Panicum virgatum (switchgrass), 2979 nucleotides. RefSeq lists its product as uncharacterized. The record is from RefSeq and is a predicted model, not a curated record. Gene Ontology annotation, molecular function: nucleic acid binding; zinc ion binding. The transcript has a single exon. Lineage: Eukaryota; Viridiplantae; Streptophyta; Magnoliopsida; Poales; Poaceae. The coding region runs from base 1 to 2979 and encodes 992 amino acids.
AUGGGCGGCGGCGGAGGCGCGCACGGCGGCACCACCUACAAGGGCUACACCGAGCCGAGCCGGAAUCCACCUCGUCGCGCGAGUCCUCCCCGUUCGCCGCUCGUUCCUGUGGAGGUCGGUGGCGCCGGGAGGGGCCCAGAUGCGCCGCCCCCCUGCAGCGAGCCGCAGGUGAGGGGUCUCCCCCGUCGUGCGAGUUUCCGUCCCACCCCGGUUGCUCCUGCGGUGGUCGGCGGCGCUGGGAGGGACCCAGUUGCGCCGCCUCCCUGCUACGAGCCGCAGGCGAGGGGAUUUCAUUUUCCUCUACGGGGGAACUCGAUUUCGCAGCUGAUUCAGAGCAAUCCGUUCGUCUCUGAGGAUUUCCCUCCGCUGCGUCGGGAGGCUGUCCGGUCUGUUCCACCUCUCGGGCGUUCUAAAGCUGGGGAGCAUGAAUCAGGGCGGAUCUCUGCUCCUUCACAAUCGGCCUGGGAUCGUCGCUUGGAGAGUGAUAGGUUAGCACUGGAUAUCAAGCAAUCUCUGUUUGGGGAUGGUUUGCGUGAGCUUGAUUGCGCGGCAACUCGCCUAGAAGAGGCGCUGGCGAAAAUCCCGAUCCAAACCCCACCCACCUCAACUGUUUCUGUUGGGACUGAACAGGUUCUGGAGGUAGACGACAGCCCAUCUGGCUACGGAGUUGGGCUCACACACGAAGCCAUCCACUCUCACUCGUGGAGGCCCAGUGGCCCAAGUUGGUUGUGGAUUUCCAAAGGGAGUGCUGCGGAAGGCGUUGGCUUCCCAGCCCGCAAAGAGGAGGUUCGUCGCUUUGGUCACCUCGCGAGACGCGUUCGUCGAGUUGGUCCUCCGCCGCCCCUGUCGAAAACCUUUGCGGCGGCGCUCAAGGAAGGGGCGAUGGCUUGGCGCGCCCCUCCCCAGCAGCGGGUAGGCAAGCGGAGAUCGGGUUUCGAAGAGUGGAUGGAGGAGGACGAUCUGUUGGAGCCGGAACACCCGCGCAACCUGGAUCUACGCCACAAGCUUCAGCGCGGAGGAAGCCAUGAGGGCGCAUCCAGGGAGGCUGUGCGACGGGAGUGGCGCGCGAGAGACCUACCUCCGCCCAAUCCACCCUCUCCGUCGCGCGGUAAUUCGAGGGCUCCUAUCCCUUCGCGGCCACGUGCUGAUCCCAUGGGCGGGACCUCGCGUGGGGCACGGUCACAGGGUGAGGAUCACCCUCCCUCGACUGAAUCUACCAAAGCUACUCAGAAUCCCAAAGAGGACAAGUCAAAGCGCUCUGAAGGUAACAAGUCGUCAGAUAUCUGUUUUCGCUGCAAUGAAGCUGGACAUCAUCAAUUAAACUGCACCAAUGAGCCUAUCUGUUACAAGUGCAAGCUACCUGGUCACAUGGCUGCUGAAUGCGCUGAUUUGCAUUGCAAAAAGCUUAAGAUGUUCGGUUUUGGAAUCCCUGGUCAAGGCUUUUACUCCUUAGAAAUUCCUGAUGCUGAGCAGGUGGAGAAAUUUGGAGGGUUAAUUUCUGUUACUGAGGGCAAUGCCACUGCGGAGAAGUUGGAGAGAGAGCUUAAAAAUCUGAUCAAGCCUGACUGGGAUUUCCGUGUGAAGGAACUAGAUAGAAAUGAAUUUAGUGCUUCCUUUCCGGAUCAGAUACCUCUUAAUACUUUCUCUAAACUGACCACAGUUGGUCUUGCGCUGUAUGGCUACAAGGUUCAGAUUUCCAAGACCAAUAUUGACCCAGCUGCUUCCUCAGUUUUGCACUCUACUUGGAUCAGAAUUGGGGGUGUUCCCAACUUUGCUAGAAAGGUGGAGGUGAUUAAGGAGAUUGCUUCUUUGGUGGCUGAGCCAAUUAAGGUGGAUGAAUUUAGCCUUUGGAGAGAUGAGCCGGUGCGAGUUAGAGUGAAUUGCAGGAACCCAGCAAAUCUAAAAGGCUUUGUGGAGAUUUUCUUCAAUAGAGUGGGCUAUGAAAUCAAGUUUUGGGUGGAAGGAGCCCCAAAUUCUGCAAGAAACAGAGAUGCUUCCUCGGGAUCUGGAAAUCAAAAGGAUAGAAAGGAUGGAUCUGACAAGAGGAAUGAGGACAAUCAAGAUACCAGGAAAAUGGACAAAAUGGAGGAGCCUAACAGUAAUCUGGAUAAGGAUCUAGAUGCCAGUCAAGGGGAGUCUCAGGACGAUAGCAUGGAGGAUCUGAUAAAGGAUGGGUCACCUAUGGAGGCUGAAUUCCCUGACCCUAUUGCAGUUUUUCACCCUGAACUUGGUCUGCUCCAGCUUGAUUCUGUUGAGAGUCCCAUGAUCCCAAGUUUGGAAGGUUUGAGUGAUAAGGAGCCUUGCUUGGUCCAGCAGUCCCAGGUGUUGUCCCAAGAAGAAGAAAUAGGGCGGGCUCAAGACCAAGAUCUUUCGCAGCAGAAGCUUAUGGUUCAUAAUGCAGAAGGGGUAUACUUCAUGGAUAAGGAUAAAUGGCCAAAGCUAGUGAUUGCUGAUGAAGAUAUCAAUUGUACUCAAGAUAGCUCUUUGGAAGGUCAACUGACAGAUGAAGGAGGUGACCAGGGGUGGGAGAAACCUCCUUCCAGAAAGAAAAAACUCAAGCCGACCAAGCCAAAGGUGACUAUUGCUACCAGGGCUAGUUCCAGGAUCCCAAGAGAUGGCAUACCCGUUGUUGAGAAGGCCAUGAAGAGGGCACAGGAGAGGGAUGAGCUGACAGGUAAUCCUUUCACCAUUCUGAAUAAUGCUUCUAAUGAUGACCUUAGAAAAAUUGCUUUGGAUUUAGACAUUAAUUCUGAUUUCCUAGAUGAAAACCUUAAUGCUAUGAAAGCAGAAGAAUUAGUUAGGGCUGAUCUGGCCCAAGCAAACUAUAAAACUUACUUAUCCAAACUUAAACAUAAAGAGAUCUCUCCAGGGGAGGAGGAUCUGCAAUAUUUAGGUUUGGAUAUUAUAGAUAAUGGUACUCGUGAUAUGGGAGGACCUAAUGCCUCUGCCUCUUAUGAGGCCCCCUCUAAUUUCUCAUAA